Paecilomyces variotii is the source of this 1561-nucleotide messenger RNA. RefSeq lists its product as hypothetical. The transcript has a single exon. The coding region runs from base 290 to 1513 and encodes 407 amino acids. NCBI's taxonomy places the organism in Eukaryota, Fungi, Ascomycota, Eurotiomycetes, Eurotiales, Thermoascaceae. The record is from RefSeq and is a predicted model, not a curated record.
AAUAAUAGCCCACAUCUGCUAAAAGGCCGAAAACGGAUCCGGUUGCGACGCCAACACUACUACCAUCAUUCCAGCAGCUUUGUCUUGUUUCAGCACCAUUAUUAUACGAUCCUAUUUUGCUUCUCGAGCGACGUCUGUUGCACCAGCACAGUUCGAUAUUGUCUGUUUCCUUGCAAUCAGAGCACCUAUUGGUUUCGGCACCGGCUGGAUUUGCGCCAGCCGUGCGAGUUUACGCUGCCACUUUUGGCCCAUUGGCCGCUUAAUACGAUCCUGCUGAAGAGGGGGGAAUAUGGAUCCUUCAGCUAAGAAGGAAGUACUUGGGUCAGAUCCAGAAAAGACACAAACGCCAACAGAUGGAGUCGAUGAAAAUACAGUGACUGGAGCUCUGAAUGCCCGGCCCGAAAAUGGCCCAAACGAAAAAGAGACGGAGAAUGAGGCCUCUCCAUCCAUUCCAGCAACCACUACAAUGAGCCAGGAUUUUGCAGAGUUGCCACGCCACUUUGGAGUCCCAAGAUCGAGACCGCAUAGCAACGCCAACAGCAUACGCUCCCAAGAAAUACGGCCAGCAAGCUCCAACAACCGGCCUAUCUAUAGUACUGGGAAUACUACCGUGGGCUCAACAGGAGGACGGAGCCUUCCGCCAUUGAAGCGCAGAGAGACUCGGCUGGCGCAGAAAGAAGCGCACCCGCUGCAGCAUCUCGGCAUCACCUUGGGUCUACCGAUGAUUGUUAUUUUUGACAUUGUGGUGCCGUGCAUCAUUUAUUACACGUGGUACGAUAGCCAGAAGGGGCACUGGAAGGAUGAGUGUCGCACAAGAUUUCCUGGGCAAAACCCUUGCCCCAUUGAAAGACCGCAGUUCAACAGAGAUAUCCUAGGCUCGGCGAUUGCAUCAUUUGGCGUUGGUGAACUAUGGAUUCUGCUCGCACGCGUAUGGCGAUUGCUGUUUCAUCAAGAGGAAUGCGCACCGCUUCUUUCUCGCAGUCGAUGGGAAUUGGAUGCUACGUCGUGGGUAUAUCUAGUAGCCAUGGUGUUGGCGCUGAUUCCGUUCGUUAUCGGAAGCAGCUUGGUGAUACCCAAACUAUAUCUAUACGGACCAAGCUUCAUCAUGGGGUUCCUUGGCAUUCUGAUGGUCAUCACGGUCGACCUUCCCUGGUGGAACAUCCCGAUCGGCAUCAACUCCCAGCCUCGAGGGUCGGGGCUACGCCCUUUCAUCUAUUAUGCGGCAGAGGACUUCAUCGCCGUCGAUGGAUUGCAAGACCGCGAAUUCCGGGUGCGAUAUAAUGAUAGAUAUGAGACUAACAAGAUGUUUAGACAGUUCUUUUUUUAUCUGACACUAUGGUGGCUGCUGGGAGUGUGUGUCUACAUUGGUUGCGUGUCGGCGGUCAUAUGGACCUUGCCGUUUCACUACGCAUUUGGAUUAUCGUUAGGCGUUCUAUUUGCGUAUAUUGUGGUAUGGGCGGGUGUGACAUAUGUUUGGACCAAUAUAGAGAUGAAGAGAGAGCAUAGCUUAUGAGGAGGGCAAAUUCGAUGUCUAAUAAUAAUAAUAUCAGUGAAAUUAAUC